This is a messenger RNA of Pomacea canaliculata, 6153 nucleotides long. RefSeq names its product retinol dehydrogenase 12-like. The coding region runs from base 1500 to 2456 and encodes 318 amino acids. The transcript is spliced from 7 exons. NCBI's taxonomy places the organism in Eukaryota, Metazoa, Mollusca, Gastropoda, Architaenioglossa, Ampullariidae. The record is from RefSeq and is a predicted model, not a curated record.
CACCAAAGAUAAAUCAACUGUUUAUUUCUAAUGUUUUUUCGCUUUGAAAAGGAGGCAACUAGUCAAUGCGUCUGCUAGCAGGUGAGUCGAAUGACGCGCCACUGCAAGUAUCAUGUAACGAAGUAUUCGUGAGCUGAUUAGAGCCAGUCAGGUAUUGUGGACAGCAUUUUUUCGACGUUAAAAAUAUGUCAUCUCUUAGAUUUACUUCGAACCUUUCUAAAGAAGAAAGCAACAAUAUAGUAUUUUGUCUCUUAAACAAACUUUCUUAUCUGCGCCUUUUGAUUGUAUUUCUCUACUCUUUUGCGAUUUUAAUUAUCAGAUGUUGUGUGAACUAUUUGUUUUUAAUUUUAAGCGUGAUUUUUGGACGUCCGCCAAGCGUCAUAUUUAUCUCAGAUCCAUACUUAUUCGUAAAUCUCAUUUUGCACAUUUAAGCUUUCUCGUGUCUUUAUUUGCGGUCUGUCCCUAUUGCCAGUUUAUCUAAUAUCAUCUGGAUGAUUGAUGUAUAGCGCAUAAUGAAGUGUAUGAAGUUUAAAAACAUUGCAGUUGGUGAUGAUGUAUUUUGGGGAAUGAGUGAAUGCUGGCUGGUCUGAAUACUUUAGAAGCCUUUUGUAGUGUGACCAUAUAUAGUUGUAGCAUAUUGAACAUGGGUUGUUACCAAACCAUCUUUAGAAGCAAGAAAGUAAUUUCUUGAAGCCAUACUAUAACCCAAGAACAAGAGUAGUGUCUUUUUCUCUUCUCCAUUGAGUACUGUAUGAAAUGUUGCACAAACUGUAAUGUUUCACAAUAACAGUGUUGAAAACACAUAAAAUUUUAUCAUACUUCUGCUGAUGCAGACCUUUGCAACUGUCCUUACUCUUCUUAAUUGGUCACUAGGACUCAUGAAUACAUUUUAAAUGCUAGCCAGUGUACAAUCAACUGUUAUAUACCUUAAAUAGCUUGUGCUUAUAGUCUCUGAAAAAUUGUGUCAAAUGUCAGCUGUAUAACAACUUUUGGAACUAUAAGAAUGUUUAAUGAAGUUAGGAGUGUUAAGAGUAAUUUAGCUUAGACAUGAAACCGUUCGUGUGGAAGUAGUGUGGAAAAAUGUGGAACAUGGCAUGUAGCUGUCUGGAAGACUAAAAGUGGAGUAGGAGAAUCAUUUUAAUGUUAAGUGGUUUUGGGGGUAGGGACGGAGGUUAGAAAGGUAUCAAUAAAUAUGGAUAUUUUUUAAACUGGCAUGGGAAAAUGUUAGAAUAUAAGUGACCCUAGAGAUCACAAGAGAGAACCUUACAAGAAUGUCAUAAAAUCAAGGGGCAAAGGCAGCAGAAGAAAAGGGCAUUAUGACAAUUGGAGAACUACCGGAAAUGGAGAAUGUCACAGCAAAACCAGAAGGCUAGCCAUCUCUUUACGCUUAGCCCCAGUUAGCAGAACAGUCAUCUCUACUGCUUAUCAGCAUAAAUAACUGCUAUUUCAAGUUAUCCUUGUGCAAUUAUCUGGUCAAUCCCCAAGCCUCAUUGGUUAUAAUGCUUGACCCUGUACAGUGGCUUUUGGUCACUCUUGUGUUGAGUAUUCUUUUGCUUGUUUUUUACAACUGGAUGCGUACAGUCCCCAGAUACAAUGGAAAUGAAGACUUAUCUGGAAAAACCUGUGUUGUCACAGGUGCCAAUGCAGGUAUUGGUUUUACGACAGCUUUAGAGUUUGCAAAACGAAAUGCUCGUGUCAUACUUGCCUGUCGAAACAAAGAGAGAGCAGAAGAAGCAAGAGACAAAAUUAUUCAAAAAACUGGAAAUUCAAAUGUAGUUUUUCAAGAACUUGAUCUCACACGGAUAAAGUCUGUUCGUAAGUUUGUUGAAAGGAUCAUACAAGAGGAAGAAAGACUUGACAUUCUGGUCAACAAUGCUGGUGUUAUUGGUCUGCCUAACAAAACAACUGAGGAUGGUCUGGAACCAAACUUUGCAACAAAUCAUUUUGGACCAUUUCUUUUAACAAAUCUCUUGCUUGAGCUUUUGAAAAAGUCUGCCCCAGCAAGAGUUAUCAAUGUAUCUUCAACAGUGCAGAGCUUUGGGAAGAUUGAGUUUGACAAUCUAAGAGCAGAGAAGUCUUUUAGUGCUGGCAGGAUUUACUUUAACUCUAAGCUGGCUAAUGUUCUUUUUACUCGAGAACUGGCCAAGCGCUUGAAGGGUACAGGAGUGGUAGCUGUGUGUUUACAUCCUGGAUCUGUUCAGACAGACCUGCUUGCUAACAUGCCAUUUUUUAUUCAAAUUCCAAUGAGACUGUUCAGAAUAUUUUUACGGACCCAAGAGGAAGGAGCUCAAACAACUCUCUACUGUGCUUUAGCCAGUGAAGUAAAGGACAUGUCUGGGAAGUAUUUUGCGGAGUGCGAGCUGGCUGAGGACAAGGUGAACCCUCUUGCUAAUGACCCUGACAUAUGCCAGAAACUGUGGGAACUUAGCUCCCAGUACACUGGUCUUCAGGAAUAGACAGGAUUCUUAAAUACUGAUAUGCUGGUAAGGAGUUGCCCUUUGAAAAUAUUAAUACAUAGAUAUUGAAAAUCCUUUAUUUGCUCUUGAAAUUGAAAGGAUAUUUGCCAUGGAAUUUUAUUUGAGUUACUUUUUUUUAAGAGUGUAAUUUACAAGAUAUCUGAAGUAUUUAGGAAGGGGGGAAUUGUUGAGCAUAUGAUAACUUCAUGCAAAGGUCAGAUUGGUUUACAAAGACAACAGCAUGAAAUGGAUAGAAUUGUACUAAUUCAAAAAAUUGUAAUGUCUUUUUUUCAAUUAAUGGCAGAGUAAAUGAGUUACUAAAUCUGCUUUGCUUGCUAGAUUUAAUCCAGAAAUCAUGAUUUAUGCAUUAUGCAAGCAUAUGAUCAGUUGGGGUAGUUUGUUUUUGUAAAAUGUAUUUUGUUUUCUGGUUUUGUUUUUAGCUUUUGUGACUGGUUUGUGAUAAUUUGUAUUUUAUAAUAGUGUUUGUUGGUGAUAUGAAGCUAGCCUCUAGGGGGUAGGAAUUCCGCAAUUAUCCUGCUGAAGAAAAAACAAGAAGAUACUGUUCGCUUAUAAUUUAUCAUGCAAUUCUCUAAAAUCCCCAUUGUGCAGGGGAGACCACUUCUUCACAACAAGUUUGUUUUGACCAUCGCCUCUAUGUGUCCCCUUUUGUUGGUCCACCACAGCAUAUGGACCAGAGUGAAUCUAUUAGAGAUGGUGAAAGUAUUGCAAUAAUAUUAUAUUGUUUUUGUGAAAGUGGGACAUUUCUCCCUUAUCAUUUUCAUGAACUGUUUAGACUUAAAAAUUAGGGUUUAUUCAAGUGAAUGUGUGACUUGAACUGUUGAUAUCCAGGUAUUGACAUACCUAUCUAAAGUUGAUAUCUUUGUGACUAAUUAUUGCACAAGUGUUUUGGUUUUCACAUCUUUGGACUUUUUUUUCCCAAGAAAGUGAUAGCAUCUUAAUAUGUAUAUAUGCAUUUCAUUUGUUUGAGAUCAGGUAAAGAACUUCAAUACCAUACUUUGUAAAGUGCAUUGUUUAUGUGGAUGCAAGCUCAAUUCCCUGAAGUAGGUGAAAGAUUUGGUUUUUGCAUAUAUUUUAUUUUUUUAUAUUUACUUAUCAGAUAAGGCUUAAAUGUUCUCUGAUUACAUUUGCUGAGAAAGUUUACUGGAAAGGCAGAUGCUCUGAAGUGUUUUAAAAUAAAGCUAUUUAAAAGAAACCAUUUUACUUACCAAAGUAUUUUGGAGAGUUUUUCAUACUGUUACCUAUGUUUCAGUGCUGCCCUAUGCCAUAAUUUGGUUUAUUUUUGAAAAUACAUUUCUUGUUUGUUGUGUAAAUUUAUUAAAAUCAGUAUUAUUGUCAUUUUGCACAUAACAAGAUAGUGAAAUAAAUUCACGUCAUGUGUACUUUUUUUAAUAUAAACAUCUAUGUUUAUUUAUAAUCAGGUUGUUUAUAAUGAAGCAGUGUUUCUUUGGUAACUGGUUGUGUAUAAUUGUUCAUGUUGGGAGUGUUAUUUUACACUGAAACACACCAGCUAUUUGGCAUGUCUUCCAUAACAAUGUGCAGGGAUUUUUUAUAAUUAUUAUAUGCAUUAAAAGACUCAAUAACUUGUUAAACAUUUACAAAAAUUAUUAUUUAAGAGAAGAGGGAAAACCAUAAAACUUAAAGAUGUUUGCUGGAUUUUGGCCUAGUACAUAUUACUCUAUUUUGGGGUGAUGCUUGACUUUUAUGACAGGUUCCUGCAUUGUGCUAUUGUACAAUUAGUGUCAUUACUAUUUUUGUGCCAGUUUUCACUCACCUGUUUGCCAGAUAAACUGUUUGAUUACACAUCAAAUUAAAUACAUCAUUAAUGCUUAACAACUUAACAGACGGAAACCAUCUAGAAAUUAUGGGAUGAAGGUCUUUAUAUCAGCCCAUACAACUUUUUCAUUUUAGGCUCUUACAUAAUUCUCUUCUUAGCUGUAGAAGAUCAGGAAAGUGGGGAAAGGUUUGCUUAGCUGUCCUUACAUUUAUCUAAAUAAUCACUUUCAAAUUGCAGCAACAAAACAUCACAAACAAAUUUUUAAAAUAUAUGUAAUGUGAAAUUUCAACUGUUUCAUGCAGAUAACAGCAUAUGGAUAACUCAGGGAUUUCAAAGAUGAUAAUGGUGGUACUUCAAAAUGUGAAAGUAUCUAUUGUUGGUGAUCGGGCGGUCACAGGUGUAUGUAUGUUAUUUUUAAAUAUAACAUUAUUGAGCCAGUGGUGAUGUUGGCCAGGUCAGCGAUGGGAGUACUUGUUCUGCUGUUUUUCAGGUGUUUAUGUGGGUUGUGCUUGUGCCUGCCUUUAAUUUCAUGACAUACAGUUCAGCUUGCCAGGUACACUAGACUGCAAACUGAAUGUGUACUUAAAUUAUUGUCUCGGUGACUAAAAUCUGAGCACUUUGUGGUAGCCAUAUUUUUGGCUGGUAUAUUUAUUUCUUUAAGGCUCAAGCCCUGCUUACAUGAAAUGGCUUUAAGGUUAAAUGUCAGCAUUUAUGCUAUGUUUUAGUGAUAAGUUUCAUAGCUUUGAUGAGGAGACUGUACAAUGGCUGUUUAUGUUGAAUGGCACAAUUUGUUUUUUUCUUCUUUUUUUUUCUCAAAGCUACUAUUUGCAGCUAUGUUUCUUUUUAGUGAUUGAGACGUUUUCAUACAUCACAAAGUAUAAACCUCAAUAAAUUCAGGGAUGUUAUGCUUUUAAUUUGUUAACCAAAUGAAUUUGCUUGUUGGGCCAUUCCAUGAUAACGCUUACCUCAUUUCCAAUCCAUUUUCCAUUUUACACCUAGAGAAGUGCUUAGAUCAUUUUUAAAAAACCAAGCAAGAUAGUAUAAAAAAAAUGGAAGUUGCAUAAUAUGCCCUUUCAUGUUGAUAUAGCAGUCUGCAAGCUUCACCUCUCUUUUUUUUCUCUUUUUUUAAAAGAAAUCUUUUAAGGUUUAAUUUAAUGUCCUUUUUUCCUAGUCAUAAUUCUGCUGAAAAAGAACGAUGUAACAAUUAAACAAGUUUGAAGUAGUUUUUUGAUAUUUUAAGACACUGGACUUCAUCGCUUAUUUAUGCAUGUAGGUGUAUUUGUACGUUUGGAUUAACUUUUGAACAUGAAAAUGAUCUAGUUGUAUUUUUAUUUGUGACCAUGUUAAAAACAGGAAAGAACUUAAUCACCAAGGUAUUGCUAUGUUACAUUUAUUAUUUUGCUAGGAUUUUAGGAAGGCUAUUGGUUAUGAUUCCAUGACAUCACUUGAAUGUUUAAGUGUGUGCUAUUCUCAUUCUGCAAGAGGGUGGAUGGAAGGCAUUUGAUGUUGACUUUGUAGCUUGUAAACCUUCCAUAGUUUUUACACCACCACCAUUUUCUCAUCAGUUUUAUUUCACUGCAGUUUUGCAAAUUUCUUUUAGUUUCUUUUCAAUUCAGACUUUCCUAAGAUAGAUGGAGUUAGUCAAAGGGGUGUGUGAUUUUGAUAUGAUUUGACAAGGAAAAUCCUUUUGUUCCCUCUUUUAUUUAUAUGUAAGGGUCAGGGGAAGCUUGAGAUGGUCAUUUUUGGACUUGAUUUAAAUGUAUUUGAAUUUACAGGUUGUUACAGGUUUUUUCUUUUCUUUCACAUUUGUGGGCUAGUUGUGAUGUUGUAGUGGUUUUGUUGUGAACUCAAAUCCAAGAAUACAUACUUUACAAUUUCUUAUUAAAUAUAUAUCAAAAACUU